AUGAUAGCAAGUAAGUAACUUUUAUAUUUCUUUCUAAAUUAAUAUGAUUUCAUUGAUAUAAUUUUAUUUUUAAUCAUUUUGAUUUGAUAUUUACAGACUGGUUAAUAAAAAGUUUCCGUACUACAUAUAACCACAAUGUUGGAUAUAAUAUAGGCUCAUAUAUGUUUAUGCAAAGUCGAGAUUAUGCAGCUAGGAAAGGAACAAGAGAAAAAAGAAGAUUAAAACUCAAAAAGAAAAAAGUUAAGACAGUAAUUGAGCAAAUAGGAUAUGUCCCACAUAGAAAGAAAAAAGAGAUAAAGGCAGAAGUUUGUCCACUAAAUAUCAUUAAUGAAAAUUGGAAAUGGAAAGCAAUCGAUAAUGUAUAUAUAAUAAAAUAUCACCCACAACCAGUUUAUUCUUUAAAAGAGGCUAUAGAAAAUCAUCGUGAAACACAUCAUCCAACUAUGCUUAAUAAACCUAAUGCAAUUGUUAAUGCAUUUAUAGAAUUAAAUAUGAGGCGUGAAAAGAAGAAUAAGUAUGUUGAUAAAUUUAUGAAAGUUAUUGAUACGCCACAUAUAUUUACAUGUGUGGAAAAUAAUAGAACUGUAUUAGCCUUUUCCAAAAAUUUACAAGAACAAGAAAAUGCCAGAAAUGCCGGAGCUGAUUAUAUUGGUGGUAUUGAAUUGAUAAGAAAGAUUCAAAAUGGGUCAUUUAAUUUCAAAGAGUACGAUUAUGUCGUAGCUCAUGCAGAUAUUUUAUCUGAUAUGUUAUUAAUUAGGGGAUUAUUGAAAAAGAAAUUUCCAAAUAUUAAAUUAGGUACUUUGGGUAAUAAUAUGAAUCAAUUAGUUAAAAAAUUCAAAAAUGGAAUUCUGUACACUGCACAACCUCAUAAAACUUUUAAAGAAUAUGGCGAAAUUAAUACGACUUUUGGCUUGCAGUGAUAAUUUGUUUUAGUCGAUACUCAUACCAUAAUCAACAACAUUGUAAAAGUAUUACUAAUGGAUCAAAAGUUUUGCUUCUUGGAUAUUACAAUAUGGUAUAAAAGAUUAUUAAAACUGACAAUAGUUCGAUCGCAUUUCUGAAGCUUCGAAAGACUCGGGGAUUAAUUUUUUUCAGUAUGAGAUGUAGAAGAAUCUCCUUGGAUUGAAAGUUUUAAUAUAUUCUGAAAUCAAAAUUCAAAAUGAAAUUUAAUAUUUGAAUUGAGAUGAAUAUUAAAUUAUUAGUAAUAUUUACUAAUAAUUUGGAGGAGAUGCUAAUUCUAAUGAAGUGCAAGCAUGUUUAUUAUAUAAUUCGCAAGCAGAAAGGUCCGAAGGAAACUUAAAGCUCCAUACAUACACAUGAUUCACUCUUAGUUCGAUUAAAUAAUAUUAAAUUUAAUUAUUUAAAAUGUAUGUAUUUACAUCAUUGAAGUCGCGGUCUAGCAAUAAUUCUUGUAUAUUUUAUUAAAUCGAAACUAAAUUAAUGAUAUGAAUGUAUUUCUCGAUUCACACUCGAGUUACCCGAGAGUUUUCGUGAUAAAAUGAAUAUUAAAGAAAAGUGCUGAUGUUUCGGGAAAAAAGAUAUGUAUAUGUAUAUAAUAUACAAGGUAUUUCAUAAUUGGUAUAAUCAUUUAGAUUAGAUGAUGCUUCUAAAAAUAAAUUGAAAACAAAGAAUAAAAUUUUUUAUUUUAUUUUUUUUUGUCUUCGAGAAAGUUUGAAAAUUUUUCAAGUAUACUUAUAUUUUUGAACUAAUUCUGAACUAGAUAAGAAUAAAUAGUCGACAAGAUAUUUUAUUUAUGAAAAUAAGUCAAAAGUAUAAAAUAUUUUUAUAAGGUGCUUCGUUCUUGAGAAAAUUAAAUUCAAAAUUUAUCAAAUAUGAUUAUUAAGCCAAUUCUUAACUAAAUAUGUUUUAAGUUUUAUUUCCAUAAAAAUAAGGUCUUAAACGAAAAAAUUUUAUUCUACACUUUUUACUUAUUUUAGCAAAUAAAAUAACUACUUAUUAUUUAUUCAUAUUUAGUAUAGAUAUAG
Heterotrigona itama is the source of this 1985-nucleotide messenger RNA. The record is from the annotation of a GenBank genome assembly. Lineage: Eukaryota; Metazoa; Arthropoda; Insecta; Hymenoptera; Apidae.